Molecule: messenger RNA, 3916 nt
Organism: Linum trigynum
Lineage: Eukaryota; Viridiplantae; Streptophyta; Magnoliopsida; Malpighiales; Linaceae
Source: the annotation of a GenBank genome assembly
CCCCCCAACUAAUUACAACAACUUCCACUUGACCUACUUAGGGUUUAGAGUUUAGGGUUCGUGGUUUAGAAAAAAAUGUAUGGUGGUUCGAUAUUUUGUCUGUGUAGUCGAAUAUUAGUCUGCGACAGUGAGAUAUCAGUCUGUGUAUAGUUUAUAUUUGACUGUGAUUUUGAGAUAUUAUUUUUAAUGACUGGAUAUUGGUUUGAGACAGUGAUAUAUUAGUUUGGAUCGGGUGAAUAUUUUUUAGGGUUUAGAGUGAGAGUUGUUUUGGUUUAGGGUUUAGAAGAUGAUGUUGUGGAAAUGGAUAUGAACACAACGUAGAGUGAUUUGAUAAAUGUCUGUGGUGAUAAGAUAUUAUUAUGUGAUGGGAGGAUAUUAGUUUGCGAUGUGUGGGUAAUUUUCCGUGUAUCAAAAAAAUGGGGAUACUUCCCCAAGAAACCAAGGGAGGCGGCAGCUCCCAAGUAAGUAUUAGUUUGCGAUGGUAAGAUAUUAUUUUGUGUGUAGUGGGUAUUAGUUUGUGAUGGUGAGGAUAUUAACUAUGGACCGACUAGAUAUUGGUAUUAGACGAUGGGAUAUUAGUCUGGGUGGUGUGGAUAUUUGUUUUGUGUGUAUGUUUAUCUAUGUUUGUUUGUGUUGAUAUUGAGUUUAAACAAAUCCAUAUAAAAUAAAGUUGUUUUUUGACAAACCGCGAUACAACUAGUAUUAAUGUCAUUCCAAAUUGGCAAUCCCAUAAUCUAAAAUCCAAAAAGUACAACAACACAAAAACGAAAAAGGAAUAGUUCAUAUGUUGUCUUGCUUGAUCAAACUCUCGAUAAUCUUUUUGAUCAUGUCCCUCCGAGCCCCCCAUGUUUCUAUCAUGCCACGACGAGGUUGGGAUGGUCCUUCUCUUAGUUGCGGUCUCUUCGCUUUUGUUUUAGUUCUUGCCAUUGUCCAAUAUCCCUGGAAUCAUAGAUAAAUAUCUAGGUAUCAAUCAACUGAUAUCCCCGCCACACAGAACUAAUAUAAGGUAACUAUAAUCCAUACAUCCAGAGUAAUAUUCAGACAAACCAAAAACAAUAUCCACCAAUGACAUACCUAAUAUCAGGCCAGUAAAUUACAGAACUAAUAUCCAACAUGAAACUAACUAAAUAUCCAGCACGAAAUGAACUAAUAUCCACCACAAAACGAACCAAUAUACAUCAAACUAAUAUCCAACAUGAAAAGAACAGAUAUCAAGCAUGAAACAAAGUAAUAUCAACCAUAAAACGAACCAAUUCUUGCCAUUUUGAUUUUCUUACACAAACAAAUAUCCUGACAUAAGCUAACUAAUAUUUGGACUUCACAUGAACAAUAUCCCUAACGUUUAGAAGUCAUAUCAAUGAAGUCAUAUCCACAUUCGUCAAACAAAAACCUUGUCUAUCAUAAAACUAUGAUCCCUAAAGAUGACAACUAAUAUCAAUGAGGUGAUACCGGAUACAUAAAAAAAUAUCUAGGUUAGUAUACAACUGAUAUCGCUACUGAUCAAAACUAAUAUCAAUGAAUUGAUAUCCAGAUACUAAAUAAAACUAUCCAUACAAGUUUAUACUGAUAUCCCAAACCCACAAAACAACUCGCAUCCCAUGCCACAGAAAACAAAUCCAGAAAACACAUCCAAAAUAACUAAGCAAACGAAAGAAUCCAGAUCCAGCAGUUUCCAUGAAUCCAGAAAACCCAUUAAAAAAUCAAAGCAAAAGAAAACGAACAAAAGAAAACCUAGAUCCCGUCGAAUCCAUGAAAUCCUAACUCAAAUCGAAGCAAACAAACAUUCGUAUCAUGAAUAAAGGAAGGAGAAGAAGCCUACCUCCGUCAAGGAUCGUCGCGCCGCCGUCAAUAAACUAUGGCCGCUUCCUCGCCGUCAAACCGGUCGUUCCUUCGCGCGCACCCCCUGUCUGCACCGUCGUUGUCAUCCAGCCGCCGCGUGCACCCAAACUAACCGCCAUCUCCGUUCAAGCCUUCGUCGCCGUCAAGAACCGUCGCGUGCACCAUUCGUCGUCGUCAUAUUCUUGAGAGGAAGUGAGAAAGUUUUUGCGGGAGAGAAAGGGAAGAGGAAGCUUUUUUAUUUUUGGAAAGAGGAAAGAAAUAGACAGAAUGGUGGAGAGAGAAUUGAAAAAGUGGGUUUAUUUGAAAAAGUUGGUGAAAUUUGAAAAAAGUGGACCCACUUUUCUUGAUAGGUGAAACUGGCUUUGGCCAGCUGAACCGAUCAGCCUCUCCCCCCUCACAAUCUGGCGCCACUGCUCCACCACCCUUCGAUCACAGCUUGGCGACGUGGACAACCAUCUUUCUGUGUGAGUAUAUACUCACUAGAAGGGCUGUAAGCAGGAUAAGUAGAUUGAAUAGGGUUGGAAUCGCUAGAAGGCGAAAAAUAAAGGGGGAGGCGGCUAGGGUUUCCUCAAGCCCAACACCAUUUAUCUGAAUCCUGCAAAUUUACAACUUUGCCCCAACGUUUCCUACCUGUCACUGUCCCUCUCUCUGAAAAGAAAUAGGGGAAGAGUUGUGCAGGAUUCGAACCAUCAACCUCGUCCACACAUAUACUAAUAUUAGUUUUGUGCACGCCCGAUGGACGGGAUGUUUUUUAUUUUGUCAUUUUAUCAAUAAUGGUAGGAUACUAUUUCUCUUUAUAUAUGCUUAUUAAGAUAAUUUAUUAUUUAAAUAUUAUUAUAUAGGAGGGUCGCUACAUUUAUUUUGAGUGUGAAUAGGAGCAAUGAUCCUGUAAACAAUAAGAGUCACUACUUCAUCACCAUUUCGAAGUCCACAUUCACGAUCAUCUGCUCUUUGAUUGACAACAGUUUUCAACUUCAUAUGUUGUACAUAACUUUUCAUUGAUUUUGUCUUUCGUGCAUCCAUAUGUUUGGGCUAAAUACUGUUAGCGUCUAACAUAUCUUUCAGUCUCGUGAUACGAAUUUCACGCAAAUAAUUCAAAUCAUCAUAUGUAAUGAUCGAAUGGGAGCUAUUUUAGUAUAUUUCUCCAAUUGAUAAAUGUGUAGCUGAACAAACUUAGUAGUUAAACAUUUUGGUGGUGUUAUACUGCUCAAUCGAUAGUAAAUUGGUCCAAUGAUUGAUAGGUAUAAAUCAUGUCCAUCAUUCAAAGAAUGAUCUAUUUUGCCGCUCAUAUAACUAAUGUGAAAAGAUACAAUUGUUGUGCGUAGUUCUUUUUUCAUGAUGUACUUUGUAUUUUGAAAUAAAAUCAGCACGACAGUAACAUGUAUUUGAAUGAGGUCUAAGAGUAAAAAAUUCACAUCUAUGGUAAAUAAGCACAUAGGAAAUAAACGUGGUUUAGAUCAAUGAAAGGGAAAGACUAGUGCAUAUCAUGAGCAUGUAAUUAAGGUGGUGUAUCAUGAGCAUGUUCCUCAUUAUAGUUUACUCCCCAUCAUCAUUACAAUUACAAAAAAUCAAGUUAUAUAUUUGCAUCACGCAAUUGAGUUCCCUCGUAGACAUUCUAACAAACAAAUUACGUGUAUUAAUUGAUAGCUAGCAUAGAGUAAUUGGUGAAUUUUUAUUGGAAAAGGAAGGUUUCCUAUUUAGAAUUGAUUAGAUGAGAGAUCUUGAAAACCCAACAUAGAUAGGUAUGAAGAAGGAAUUUAGGAACGAAACCAACUUGAGUGAAGUGCAAAUGCAUACCAGCAUAUGAAUGUGAAAAGGUGGUGACCUAGGAUGUUCUAAUCAUUCACUCACCAAUAAUGAAGAAUAAGUAAAAUGCGGAAGAUGUUUUUACGAAUGACAGAGCUUGAGUAGAGCCGACAUAUAAAUGUAUGCAAAAAGAAGUUAUGUUUUUGGGAGAAAAAAGGCGGAAAAGAAACGGGAAAUUUUCAAACAGUGCUGACUUGAGCGAAGGUGAAAUGCAAAAAGGUAACCGAAGCCCACUUCAAAAAAUUUCGAAAAACAAAAGGUAAUUGUUGUG